Styela clava is the source of this 1702-nucleotide messenger RNA. Its product is annotated as cornifelin-like. The record is from RefSeq and is a predicted model, not a curated record. NCBI's taxonomy places the organism in Eukaryota, Metazoa, Chordata, Ascidiacea, Stolidobranchia, Styelidae.
AGCAAUACCAGCGCGAAAUUGUGAAUAAAUGUGAAAUUUGAUAUGCUUAUGUAAUUUAAUCUAUAGCGUAUAAGUAAUGGACGACAAACAGUUACUGGUGUCUUCUAAUAAUCCUAACCCUUACGAUCCUGUUGUAAGCCAACCACACCAAAGUCAGCAGUACUACUCCCCUGGUGCAGCAAACUACCACACCGGGGAUCAUCAGGUAUAUGCUGCCCAGAGUCAAGGACAAUAUGGCGUUCACUCUCACUCAGUUGUUGUGUCUGCGCAACCGCAAUCAAUCACUAGUUUAGAUGUCAAAGAAACUUGGUCGACGGGACUAAUGAAUUGUGGUGAUGAUAUUCCUUCAUGUUUGUUAGAAUGUUUCCUUGGUCCGUUUGCUAAAGGAAACUUGGCAACAAGACUUGGGCAACCUUUUAUGUAUGGAUUCUGCUGCGGAUUCCAUUUCUCGACUGCUAUCAGACCAUAUUUUCGUGCAAAACACAAUAUACAGGGUGAUUUGCUAAACGAUUGCUUCGUAACCGCAUUCUGUGGACCAUGUAACAUGUGCCAAAUAUCAAGGGAAAUGGACAGACGAGAAUAUCCAAAGGGCUGCUUAUAUUAGAACUUAUGCCAAUAAAUGAUGAAAAAACGGAGAAUGGCAUACCAUUCGAUGAUCUCAACUUCUGCGUAUUCAAACAUUGGUGUAAAUUUUAGCGAUACGAUACAGCUAUUUACCAGUGAAAAAACAUUUGAAAAUCAUCAUCGCAAUCCGUUUAUUACUUUUAUUCCGCCAGUCUAGUAUAAUAAGAGUCUUUUACUAUUUAUCUCGGAUUAUAUUGUAUUGACUUUUAUUAGUCAUCUUAUGGCCUAUACCACGUCAGCAAGUAUCUUGAAUUACAAUACUGUCAGUAUGAAGAAUUCAGUCAAAAUAAUCAUAUCUGAUGAAAUAGCAAUACCAUGAGUGUAUUUUAAAACUUAAGGUAUUCAAACUGACUUCGAUUCUGUAACAUUCCUAUUUCUCGCAGUGAAUAUUUGUUGUUGUUUUUUUUGUAAAAUUCGGCUAUACCCGGUUUUUGCCCCGUAGUAUUAUGAUAUUAUAUUCGAAAUAGAACUUGCAUGCAAAGCAAAUUGCCGCCUACUCAUCGCUGGUUCAAAUCUCACAGAAACCAGGUUUUUGCUUCAUAGUAUUAUAAUAUUAUAUUCGAAACAAAAUUUGUAUACAAAGCAAAUUUUCGACUAUUCAUCGCUAGUUCAAAUCUCACAGAAAAUAAUAAAGUAAGGAAGGAAAGAGCACUAAUAGUUACAAGCGACUCUGACAAUUUACGGAUGUGUGAGUAGAUCUAGUGGAUAAUAUACUCAACUGGCCCCGAUCCGAAUCCGGGACCUUUCAAGCAUUAAAUUUGGACCGCAGCUGCUUCUUGAUUUCGAAUCUUUUUUAUUUUAUUUCACAGUUGUGAUGUAAUGAACGCAUUUUCGCUAAAACACCGAAGAAAAACUGCGACUUUAUAGCAAUAUACGUCUGUCCAAGCUUGGCUCACUUUACUUACCCUAGCAUUUAAGCAAGAUGACUGAAGAACUGAAGUUUUAGCGGCCACUCGAACACAUUUUUUACGGAAUUUAGGCAUAGUCGUGAACAGUAAUAACUUGUUGUUGCGUUCUACUUAUCAGUUUUAAAUUGCAUUUUCGAAACUUAAUAAAUAACUCAAUUUUGCAAAACUUA